GUAAUGUAACUGUAAUACAAUUAUUUACAAGCUUUUCAAAAAUAAUACAUUACUAUGAGGACGUUCUUCAAAACUUUACUAAGGCACGUUUUCAAUGAUAAACCAUAUGAGCUAUAGUCAGGUUUGGUUAGGAAUGUACAUAGGUUGUUACGGCAUUGUGGUCUGGAAAUUCAAAAAGUUUUAAGUCUUUCAGUUACAAAUUAAAUGACUCACUUAUAAAUAAAUAUAAUAUAGUAAUAAAAUUUAUAUAAUGUUAUGGAAGCAGGUAUCACGUAAGAUUAAUAUUUUUAUGAGUUUUCAUAAUGGAAGCAGAAACAAUAAUUGAGAUAAGUGAAUCUGAAGAUGAAGUGGGAGAUGCUUCAAGUGAUGAUGAUUAUGUUCCUAAUAAGACAGUGACUAAAACAAGUCAAAAAAGGAGAAAAGUAGAAACCUUGGUUAGUUCUGCUAAUGCUAACACUAAAAAAAGAAAAAUAAAUACUGUUAUCGAAUCAGAAAAGAAGAACAAGAGAAUAACAGAGGCAAAAAAUAAAAAAGUAAAAACAGAGGUUGUUAUUGACACAAAUGUCGAAGAAUUGUUGGAUUCAAAGAAAAAGGGAAAACAUAAUUUUAACAGCAGAAAAGAAAAAAUAGAAAAUGCUGACAAGGACAAAGAGAACAUUAAAGAUUCAUUAAAAGAUAAAUUAUUAUCAAAAUUUAAUUCUGUAGAAUGUAUAGAAUGGACAGAUAUAGAUUAUGUAAGUGAAGUAAAUAAUGUUGAAAAGCAUAUAGCACACAAUGUGAUAAAACUUUUUAAAGAAGACAAUACAAUACCAUUUAUUGCAAGGUAUAGAAGAAACAUGACUGGAGGUAUGGAACCUGAUAGAUUACGAGCAAUGAAAGAGAGUUUUGAUUGCGCUAUGACAAUCAAACAUCGAGCUGCUAGUAUUUUGAAGGCUAUUGACAAAUUAGGGCAUUGGACACCUAACGUACAUGCUGCUGUUAAAUCUGCUAAAUGUUUAGACGAUUUAGAAUACAUAUAUUCCCUUUUCAAGAGUUCAUCCACAAAAUCCUUAGCGGAGAGAGCUAAGAAGUUAGGCUUGGGAUUAGUAAGCGAUGCAGUGUUACAAGGUCAAACAUUACCCCAUUUGUCGUCACUUGUUGAUUCUGAUAAAGAAGGCUUAAAAACGCAGGACCAAGUUAAAGAAGGAAUUAUUCAUAUAAUAGCAGAUGUAAUUAAUAAAGACAAAUCAGUAUUUGAUAAAGUCAAAGAGCUUCAAAAUCAAAGUAUAAUAAACAUACAAGUUGCAGAAUGUAAAACCAGUAAGUCUGAUACUAAAGAAAAAGAUGUUAACAGAAAGUAUGAAGUGUACUACAAUUUCAAUGCCAGCACAAGAACUAUUAAACCACAUCAAAUUUUAGCUAUUUAUAGAGGGGAGGCACAGAAAAUUCUUACAGUAAAAGUUGUAUUACCUGAUUCUUUUCAAACAGCUUUUAAGUCAUAUUGUUGCAAACAAUACAAAGAAGCUAUGACAGCAUCUAAAUUUCAUAGUAGUCUAAUGCAUGAGAGUAUCGCUUAUGCUUACACAAAAUUCGUUAAACCAUUAGUAACUCGUCGACUUAGAAAUGAAAUGAAACAAAAGGCAGAAACAGCAUCCAUUGAAGUCUUUGCAACUAAUGUUAAACAAUUGCUUCUCACUUCACCUGUUCGUGGAAAAGUCAUACUUGGCAUAGAUCCUGGAUUUUCCCAUGGCUGUAAACUUGCAGUAAUUUCUGAACACGGAAAUAUUCUUGAUACAGGAGUAAUUUACCCACAUAAGAAGGGAGAGAAAUAUAUAGAACAAUCUGCUAGUGUUUUGAUGAAACUGAUAAAUAAAUAUAAAUGUACAAUUUUAGCACUGGGUAAUGCUACAGCUUGCAGAGAAACAGAGUUAUUUUUAAAUCAAUUGAUUAAGUCAAAGGCAUUAGAUGUUUCGUACACAAUAGUCGAUGAAUCCGGAGCGUCAAUCUACAGCUGCAGUAAAGAAGCAAAAUCCGAGUUCCCAGACCUUGAUACUAAUAUAAUCUCCGCUGCUUCCAUAGCAAGGCGUUUACAAGAUCCACUUGCCGAAUUGGUAAAGGUAGAGCCUAAACAUUUAGGUGUAGGAAUGUAUCAACAUGAUCUGCCAGAGAAACAAUUAUCAGCAACAUUAAACGAAGUAGUCUCUGAGGCUGUGAGUUUCGUAGGGGUAGAUGUGAACACUGCAUCCCAGUGUCUAUUAAAAAGAGUUGCUGGUUUGAACGUGUCCAGGGCAAAUAACAUCAUACAAUGGAGAAAUGAAUUCGGUCCAUUCAGAAACAGACAACACAUACUGGAGGUCAAGGGCAUUGGCAGUAAAACUUUCGAACAAUGCGCUGGAUUUAUUAGAAUAUUACCAGAAACAUCAGUGACCGAUGCUUCAACUAAAAUCAAAGGCACUAAAAAUUCCAAGUACAAUCCAAAUUUCUUAGAUCAAACUUGGAUUCAUCCUGAGUCGUACGAAAUUGCCCAGCAAUUUUUAAAGUAUUGCGAUUGCAAGUUGGAAGAUCUUGGUACUACUUCAUUUAUCGAGAAAAUAAUAUCACACGCUAAGGAAGGUUGUGCCGUUUUAGCUGACAGGUUCGGUACAGAUGAAACAACGAUGGAAGUAAUCGUUAAAGGACUAUCUAUGAAAAAAGAUGAAGAUAUAAGGUUGAAGUCUAACUGCCCUCUGUUCAGGAACAGUAUGCUCACCAUCAAGGAUAUAAGCAGUGGAUCAUUGCUCACUGGUGCAGUGAGAAACGUCACCCAUUUCGGGGCAUUCGUGGACAUAGGUGUUGGCAGUAAUGGUCUGAUACCAAUGAAAUGGAUGAAAAACUGUACGCUUUCCAUAGGUCAACGUGUGGAAGUGAAAGUCCUUACAGUUGACGUCGAUCGUAAUAGAAUUAGCUUGGAAUUAAUUCAAGUUUUAUAAGUGUGUUCCUAUGCAUUCUUAUAUAUGUGUUUUCAUAUAUAUUUCCAUGAUAUUGUGUCUAUAUUAGGUGUAAUGUAUAUUUAUUUAUAUAUUAUAGAAUAUAUUCUAUAAAAUAUACUAAAAUUAUUAAAAUCUUACAGAAUAAUAUUCUAUAGAAUAUAUUCUACAAUAUAUGUCAAUGAAGAAUACAUAUAUUUUUACACAUACGUCUUUACCUUUCGUAAAGUAGAUAUUUCACGUAAUUAACAUGUUCGCGAUCAUGCUGUUGUUAUGCUGAUAUUAACAUAUAUUUGGCGUAUGGUAUAUCCUAUUGCCGCUUUGAGUACAUCAAAAUAUAUAUAUAUAUUGCAUAAAGAAUUGCAAAAACGACAUGGUUUACAGCGAGGGUACUUUAAAUUCGACCGUGGUCGUGAACGUGUUAAUGCGUUACGGAAGAUCACUCGAACAUCCAUAUAAUUCACUGUGGCCCCCUAGUAAAUAUCUCCUUUGAACUCUAUGAAUAAACAUAAGUGCAGGACGUAUUGCUCGAUGGGCUAACCAUUUGCAUAUUUCACGCGCCGCUCGGUACGAGUUAACGACUAACAAUAAAUUUGUCCCUCGUCAGUGCCGCGCGCUGACCUGGAAUUAAUCAUUUCGCCGAAUUAUAAACGCGCGUUUACACGCCUGUUUGUCGUGUCCGUCAAAUCAUCUGGAAACGCGUUUCGGUUCGUCGCAUCCGAUAAUUAUCGCUUGUUAUACCGCUUCGAAAAUUCACCUGUAAAACAAGAAAGCUAAAAACAGGGGAAAGUACAAGAAAAUAAAGAAACCCGGAAUAAAUUUAACAUUCCGAGCACGGACAAAGAAAAGAAAUUCGCCGAACGACGAGGGCGAGCUUGGAGUGGUUGCUGGCUAGGUGGAAUCAUUAAAAUUUGCGACGCGCCGCGGAGCUUUGCUGAAUAGACGUCACCAAUUACACUCGUGUGAUUACCGAUCCGAUUUUAAGUGCAUGUACACGUAUCGCAAGCCUCAAUUUCUACUUAAUAUUCUCGCUUAUGUAUUCAGGCUGUGAACCGUGCCAUUUAGGAGACGGUUCGUUGGAAUAGUCGGUGGAAACGGCACGGUCGCGCUCAAGCGAUGCGCCGGUUAUUUACCAAGAUUUCAUCGUUUCCGUGCGACGUCGACGGUGAGCCCCAUUUAACGAAGUAUUCAUCAGUUAUUUUAUACAUUCUUAUUCUUCGUUUCAAAUUACUUUGAUGAUUAGUGCGCUGGUCCCUUGGCGUAUAAGCAAGAUUGACUAUUGACCAAAUCGAUCAACUUCACUUUUUGAGCUUCGAAAUACUUUUUUGUCAUUAAUGCGUUUGAUUUACUUUUAAUAUUUUAUGUUUAAAAUCAAUUUAUUAUUGGGUUUAAUAUCACGAAAUAACAAGAAUUCUUGUGGCCAUGCAAAGAUUACGAUAAUAAUAGAGGUUACUUCGAAGACUUGAUUUGGCUAAUGAGUUACUUAUAUAAAAAAUAUUUCGAAUUUACGAUGAGUUAGAAUAGAAACAAUGUCUUGUCUGUAUCAAGCUGGAGAUCCUCAGGUUCUAGGAAGCCAAGUAUUUAUCAAAAUUCGUGGAUUGAGCAGUAAAUUUCAAGUACGGUUACGGUGCCGUAAAUAGGACAGCCACCUGAGAAGAUGCAGAAUUCAUUCAGUAACCUGGAAACUUGUAAAGAUGAAUUCUGAUCACGUCUCCACGGUGUUCCUUCCCCAGGGAUGGAAUUCGAGGCUGUUCAGGAGUCAGAUGUUGAACUGCAUCGGAUACUGCAGCAAAAAAUCACAAAACGAUUCGAUUCAAAUUGCAAAAUACACGGUUACUUGCUUCUCCUCAUUAUCUGUUGAUCAUUUUAUACGGUAAAUAGUACAUCUAAUCAUCAAACUAAUUUUUUCUGUUAGUUUAUCCAUAGUACUAAUUCUUCUAUAUUCAAUUAUUAAUUUUAAUAGUCCAAUUACACGCAUGCUCUUAAAUUUAAAUAAAUAUUAUUAAGGCACAGCUAGGUUCAGCAAAGAAUUCGUAAGAAGAAAAUGUUUACUUUAUGCUCUUCACAUUCACUAAAAUAACAAUAUGAAAUGUUACUAAAAAAAUUAACUAGUAUUUAACAGAAUAUAUUAAUAACGACCUGUUAAACAACCUGCUCUUUAUUUUAAAUCUAUCCCUCUGGUCUAACUAAAAUAAUUAAAGUUCUCAAAUAAUUUAAAUUUAAUAUUCUUUACUUACAUUACACUUUCAUCCU
Messenger RNA from Nomia melanderi (Alkali bee), 5198 nucleotides. RefSeq names its product S1 RNA-binding domain-containing protein 1. Gene Ontology annotation, molecular function: mRNA binding; structural constituent of ribosome. The record is from RefSeq and is a predicted model, not a curated record. Lineage: Eukaryota; Metazoa; Arthropoda; Insecta; Hymenoptera; Halictidae. Gene Ontology annotation, biological process: translation; nucleobase-containing compound metabolic process.